AUGAUUCGCUCCUUCUUCACUGCUGCCAGUCUGGCUGCGACCGUCUCGGCGCAAUACUUUCCUCCUCCACGCGAGGGUCUCACUGUCAUCAAGUCCAACGUGACCGAAGGCGUGACUAUAUCCUAUAAGGAGCCCGGAAUCUGCGAAACGACGCCCAACGUCAAAUCCUUCUCCGGCUACGUCCACCUCCCACCACAUACCCUCGACGACGUGCACCUCGACCAAAACUACUCCAUCAACACAUUCUUCUGGUUCUUCGAAUCGCGGCACGACCCUGUCAACGCUCCCUUGACAAUAUGGAUGAACGGCGGCCCUGGGUCCUCAUCUAUGAUCGGCCUAUUUCAAGAGAAUGGCCCUUGCAGAGUAAACGCGGACUCGAAUUCGACGACCCUCAAUCCGCACUCGUGGAAUAAUUAUGCGAAUGUUAUAUACAUCGAUCAACCGAAUCAGGUUGGUUUCAGUUACGAUGAGUUGCAGAAUGGGACGUAUAAUCUGGUCACGGGCGAACUCAAGCCGUUGGAUGAUGAGAUGUCGUCCGUUCCGGAACAGAACAGCACGUUUUUGGUGGGCACGUUUCCGACUAUUGAAGGUACGCGCUCGACUGCAAACAACACCGAGAAUGCGGCGAAAGCGUUGUGGGAGUUUGCGCAGGUGUGGUUUUCGGAGUUUCCAGAGUAUAAGCCUGGGAAUGAUAGAGUCAGUCUGUGGACGGAGUCGUAUGGUGGACGAUACGGUCCCAGUUUUACGGCGUUUUUCCAGCAACAAAAUCAGAAGAUUGCGGACGGAAGUUUGCAGGGUCAUCACGCGAUUCAUAUGGAUACUCUGGGGAUUAUCAACGGGUGUGUGGAUCUGUUGACGCAGGAUCUGAGUUAUGCGGAAUUCGCGUAUAAUAAUACAUACGGCAUUGAGGCGAUUAAUCAGACUGUUUAUGAAGCGGCUGUGGAUUCAUGGAAUAAAGAAGGCGGAUGUCGAGAUCAGAUACUGGCAUGUCGUGCCCUCGCUGCGGUGGGCGAUCCGUUGAGUCUGGGGAACAAUGAGACGGUUAACGGUGCAUGUCACAAUGCAUCUGAUUAUUGCAGUAAUGCCUUAGAAGGACCAUAUACUGAAUUCGGUGGUCGCGGUUACUACGACAUUACGCACGAGGUUCUCGACCCAUUCCCGCCGAAUUACUUUAUGGGCUAUCUAAGCCAGAGCUGGGUUUUGGGUGCAAUCGGCGCUGCAGUCAAUUGGACCGAAAGCGUCGAGUCUGUGUACGCCGCUUUCCAGAACACGGGCGACUACGCCCGUUCCGAUGUUUUAGGCUAUCUCGAAGAUAUUGCAUAUGUCUUGGACCAAGGCAUAAAAGUCGCCCUUGUCUACGGCGAUCGUGACUACGCAUGCAACUGGAUCGGAGGCGAAGAAGUCAGUCUCGCCGUUGAAUACAGUGACGCAGAUAAAUUCAGGUCUGCAGGUUACGCAGAUCUAUACACAAACGACACUUUUGUCGGCGGCAAGAUUCGCCAGUACGGCAACUUCUCGUUUACGCGUGUAUAUCAAGCGGGUCACGAAGUACCAGCCUAUCAACCGGAGACGUCGUUUGCGAUUUUCAAUCGGUCGUUGUCGAAUUUGGAUAUUGCAACUGGUCGAGUCUCGACCGUAGAAAAUGCGACGUAUGCCACCGAGGGACCGUCGAGUACCUGGGACGUCAAGAAUGAGGCUCCGCCCAUGCCGGAGUCGAUGUGCUACGUUCUUGCGCUCUGGGCGACAUGUACGGAUGAUGAGGUGGAAGCUAUUGUUAAUGGAACGGCGGUGAUUGAGGAUUAUAUUUUGGUCGGCAGCUCGGCUAAAAGUGCGCCGUUUUCUGCUCCUUUGUCGAUUGAGAGUUCAGUCAAAGACGAUAUAGAAGAGCACAAUGGAUGGUUCCAGAUCCUCUUGUCGCUGUCUGAGUUCUUUGACGUUCUGUUGAAAUUGUGGCCGAUGCUCGAAUUUGAACUUAAUUUUGAAACGAACCAGGGUCUCGUGGAGAAGGCCAAGAUCUACUUCCAAAUUGAAUUAUCUUCGACUUUCAAUAGACUCCAUCAGAAGAACAGUUUAGGAGUUACUGCCGACCGACAUCGGAUCUAUAGCAUAGAUCUGGACCCCCCUCAAUCCCUUCGUACUUUGUCCGAAGAGCUAACAAUCACAGACAAUGACCCCAACAUCCACGGCAAAACCGAAAGCGACGUCGAGUCGCCCAUCGACAUUCCGCAACUCACCACCACCACGGAGCGCAGAUUAAUGGCCAAGGUUGAUCUACACGUCCUCCCGUUUCUGUGUGUGCUGUAUCUCAUGGCGUUUCUCGAUCGAGUGAAUAUUAGCAAUGCAGUCCUUUUCGGCCUGCAGCAAGAUCUCGAUAUUCAGACGGGGACAAAGUACAAUACUGCCUUGACCAUCUUUUUUAUUCCGUAUAUCAUUUUUGAGAUCCCAUCGAAUAUUCUGCUCAAAAAACUCAAACCACAUGUAUGGUUGUCGUUUUGCAUGGGCAUGUUUGGGUUUGUUAUGAUUAUGCAGGGCCUGGUGCAGAAUUGGGGUGGUUUGAUGGCUACUCGCUUCUUUCUGGGGUUGUUUGAGACGGGCAUGUUUCCAGGAUGCUUCUACCUCAUGUCCUGCUGGUACACCCGCGGCGAAGCCCAAAAACGCUUCUCCUUCUUCUUCGGCUCCGCGACUCUGGCCGGCGCAUUCGGCGGCGUUCUGGCCUACGGAAUCGGCAAAAUGAACGGUAUCCGAGGCUACAGGGGCUGGCGAUGGCUUUUCAUUAUCGAGGGACUGCUGACGAUAGUUAUUGCUGUUAUAUGGUUUUGGACUCUGCCUGAUUUUCCAGAGACGGUGAAGUGGUUGGAUGAAGAGGAGAGGGCGUUUAUCAAGGCGAAGCUGGAGAAGGAUACAGGCAAGUCGGAGCACGCAGAGACUAUUACGUGGAGAGAUGCGUUAGAAGUUUUUAAGGAUUACAAGAUAUUCGUCGGAGGAUUGGCAUACUUUGGACUUAUUGUCCCGGCUUAUGGAUACGCCUACUUCGCCAAUUCCAUUAUCAAGAGCUAUGGCUACAGCGCUCUCACCACCCAACUAUACUCCGUUCCUCCCUGGGCAGCAGCAUUCGCGUUUUCCCAGGUAGUUGCCUAUUUUUCUGACAGACUACGCCACCGAUUCUUGUUUACUAUCAUUCCGAUAUGUAUCACGCUGGUGGGCUUGGCCAUGUUACUCAACAUCCACAAUCACAGACAUGUCGAGUACGGAGCGUUGUUCUUGGUUACUUCGGGCACGUACUCUGCCAUGCCUGUGAUUGUCUGUUGGUUCGCGAUGAAUCUGGGCGGACACAAGAGGAGGAGUGUGGGAACAGCAUGGCAGGUUGGAUUCGGAAACAUCGGCGGAAUCAUCGCUACAUAUUCGUUCCUCUCGAAAGAUGCACCUGAGUAUCGCAAUGGAUUCAUCAUUUGCAUUUCAUUCACGUGUCUAUCGGCAGUGGCUUGUAUUGUAUACUUGCUUGGGAUUUGGCAUGCGAACCGUCAAAAGGAUCGUGAUGCCACGAUCCCCAGUCCGGGUGCUAGUGAUCAACUAACCGACGACAAGACGAAGGAUCUGGGAGAUUUGGCGCCUAGUUACCGGUACAUCUACUAG
Talaromyces amestolkiae is the source of this 3633-nucleotide messenger RNA. RefSeq lists its product as uncharacterized. The transcript has 13 exons. The record is from RefSeq and is a predicted model, not a curated record. Gene Ontology annotation, molecular function: serine-type carboxypeptidase activity; transmembrane transporter activity. Gene Ontology annotation, biological process: transmembrane transport; proteolysis. Bases 1 to 3633 code for a protein of 1210 amino acids. NCBI's taxonomy places the organism in Eukaryota, Fungi, Ascomycota, Eurotiomycetes, Eurotiales, Trichocomaceae. Gene Ontology annotation, cellular component: plasma membrane.